Molecule: messenger RNA, 555 nt
Organism: Phanerochaete carnosa HHB-10118-sp
Lineage: Eukaryota; Fungi; Basidiomycota; Agaricomycetes; Polyporales; Phanerochaetaceae
Exons: 2
Coding region: 1-555 (184 amino acids)
Source: RefSeq, a predicted model, not a curated record
AUGCGCAUGGGAAACCGGGGAGGACCUGGCAGGCCCCAGGUCCCCUCCGGACCUGUUCCUGAUGGACAGAAGAAGGCAUUACCGCUCAUCUACGCAUCUAAACAGGAUGACGACCGCAAGACUCUUAUCCAGAAGGCUGCCGAUGCCUUUCGUGCAGACGUAUUCACAUCCAUAGCUGCCUCCCAGCGACACUACGGCCUGACGGACACAGAAAAGUGCACGAAGCAGGUGCGUCAAGAUAAAGAAAGACGUGCAAAGCUUGUGCUCCCAGACGACGUCACUAUCUUCGAAGGCGCGCUGUCAGGGAAGAAGAAGGCCGCCCUCGAAGACAUCGCCAGCGCACUACAUCUCCAGUACAACGAGAAGGUGCACAAGAAAGACCUCAUAGCCAUCAUUGAGCGGCAUCUUGAGGAGUAUCAACACACGCUCGUCAAGACCCGUCGGUUUGAAGGCCUCUAUACGUCGCUAGAUCGAGGCCGUCGAUCAGUCGCUAAUAUAAAUGGAAGUACGGCGGGAGCGCGGAAGUUGAGGUGUGCGAUGCCCGCGGGCGUCUAA